Messenger RNA from Octodon degus (degu), 2711 nucleotides. RefSeq names its product PLAG1 like zinc finger 2 (gene Plagl2). Gene Ontology annotation, molecular function: DNA-binding transcription activator activity, RNA polymerase II-specific. NCBI's taxonomy places the organism in Eukaryota, Metazoa, Chordata, Mammalia, Rodentia, Octodontidae. The transcript has 2 exons. The coding region runs from base 80 to 1306 and encodes 408 amino acids. The record is from RefSeq and is a predicted model, not a curated record.
CGCCACUACCGGGGCCUGAGCGGGCCUGGCGGAGCCCGAGCGCGGCCCGGCCCGCAGCGCGGGGUCCCGAGCGCGGCACAUGGCCACCCAUUCGGCCCAGAAACCCCACCAGUGCAUGUAUUGUGAUAAGAUGUUUCACCGCAAGGACCAUCUGCGCAACCACUUGCAGACCCAUGACCCCAACAAAGAGGCCCUCCACUGCUCCGAGUGUGGUAAGAAUUAUAACACAAAACUGGGCUACCGUCGCCAUCUGGCUAUGCAUGCUGCCAGCAGCGGUGACCUCAGCUGCAAGGUGUGCCUGCAGACCUUUGAGAGUACCCAGGCCUUGCUAGAGCACCUGAAAGCCCACUCACGCCGGGUAGCAGGUGGUGCCAAGGAGAAGAAACACCCUUGUGACCACUGUGACCGGCGGUUCUAUACUCGCAAAGAUGUACGGCGGCAUCUGGUGGUGCACACAGGCCGAAAGGACUUUCUGUGCCAAUACUGUGCCCAGCGAUUUGGCCGCAAAGACCACCUGACACGUCAUGUUAAGAAGAGCCACUCUCAAGAGCUGCUCAAGAUCAAGACAGAGCCAGUGGACAUGUUAGGCCUACUCAGCUGCAGCUCCACAGUCAGCGUGAAGGAAGAACUGAGCCCUGUGCUGUGCAUGGCCUCUCGGGACGUGAUGGGGGCCAAGGCUUUUCCUGGCAUGCUGCCCAUGGGCAUGUAUGGUGCCCACAUCCCUACCAUGCCCAGCACUGGCGUGCCACACUCCCUGGUACAUAAUACGCUGCCCAUGGGUAUGAGCUACCCUCUGGAAUCCUCACCUAUCUCUUCCCCACCUCAGCUCCCUCCAAAAUACCAGCUUGGAUCUACCUCAUACUUGCCUGACAAAUUGCCCAAAGUGGAGGUGGAUAGUUUUCUGGCAGAGCUUCCUGGGAGCCUGUCUCUCUCGUCCGCUGAACCCCAGCCCACCUCACCUCAGCCAGCAGCAGCUGCAGCCCUCCUAGAUGAAGCACUGCUCACCAAGAGCCCCGCCAAUCUCUCUGAGGCCCUCUGCGCUGCUAAUGUGGACUUUUCCCACCUACUGGGCUUUCUUCCACUCAAUCUGCCCCCAUGUAACCCACCCGGGACCACAGGAGGCCUGGUUAUGGGCUAUUCCCAGGCUGAGGCACAGCCCCUGCUCACCACUCUGCAAGCUCAGCCUCAAGAUUCCCCAGGAGCUGGGGGACCACUGAACUUUGGGCCUCUGCACUCUUUGCCUCCUGUCUUCACUUCUGGCCUGAGUACUACCACCCUGCCUCGUUUCCACCAAGCAUUCCAAUAGCCCCCAUGGCGCCCUCAGUGCAGUCUUUGGCUCUAUCAUGGAGCCUGAGUAUCCUCCCUAUCCACCUCCCCCACAAAGGCAGCUGAGCUUUCAGAGCUGGGUUCAAAAAGCAAAAAUUCCACUGUCUGUAUGGAGCACUUGGUUUGAGGGUUCAGGUUCCAGGAUUGAUUCCAGGGGAACCUUGAGCCCCAGCACCGUGGAAAGAUCUACCAUAGGACUUUCAGGUAUUUUUACUUUUAUUUUUUAUCUGAAUUGGAAGCCACACUUAGCCUUCUCCUUCUCCAAAGAAUCAGAACCUCCUCUUUGGAGGAGAGGGAGGCCUCUUGGAGACACAGAGGGUACACCUUGGAUGACCUCAAGAUAAAUUGCAGAAGAAGCCUGCUGUCUGUCUCAACCUUCAGACCCCAUGGCAGUUAGUUGGUCAGGCCCUGCUGUGGAAGGUCACUUGGCUCCAUUACCUGCUUCCAAGCAGCAGGCAGGAGAGAAGGCUUCUAUUCUUCCUGACCACUCCCAUCCCCAUGAUACCAACAGCUCUGUUUCCAGUCAGUGUUGUGCAGCAACGGUACCGUUUACACAUUUGUCCAUUCGUCUCAGACACAUCAUUUCACCUCCCUUGCCACGCAGUUAGCCUUAGAGUGAUUGCAGUGAACACUGUUUACACACCGUGAAUCCAUUCCCACCAGUCCAUUUCAGUUGGCACCAGCCGGAACCACUUGGUACCUGGUGUUAACUGGAGCCCUGUUUACAAGGCGGAGUCAGGUCUUGCUGACUUCUCUUCACUUGAGGUCACAUUUUUCCCCCGUGGGGAAAUAAACUGACUUUUGGACUGCUUCAGUUUCUUCCAUGACUGCAUCUAUUCCUGCCUUUCUCGGCAGUGUCCACCGGAGACAGGCAAGAAGAUUGGAGCAGCUUUCUCACAGGUCUGUUUUUCUCCAAGUCCAUCAUGACCCCCUCAUCACCCUUCUGAACUGGAGAAGGGAAGAAAUGAAAGGCAUGCAUAUAUCUGUCACCUCCCUGUUCCGUAAUUCCCACUCAGAAUAUUAUGAGCUGUUAUUUAUCUUGGAAGGAGGGACUUUGGGGUUCUAGGCAGGUGGAAAUAGCAAAGGAGAGGGAAUGAGCUCCUCUGUCUCCCUGCUGCCUGCCCCCUUUUCAGGAAGUUGUGAAAUUGUUAGAAGUUUUCUGAAAGCUAGGACUGGGCAGAUAGUUGAGUCCUAAUCAAUCUAAUCAUUGUCUCCCAUACCAAAAAUUUUCUAACCCACAGUGUCCCUUCAUCUCCACUUUACAGUCCCCAUGGAUGCAGGGCCACUGUGUAUAGGCUUCUGUGCUGUCCAUCAAGGAACUUUCACCUCAUGCUCUCCCUCGGUUUUGCCCUUACUAUCUAACAUAAAGUGUUUUUUUUUUUUUU